CCCCGACUACGUGUACCCAACAGGGCGGCUAAGCUGGUUAACCAUCAGAGCCAGCACUAAUACAAAAGUCGAGUGCCCCCAAGCAAUGAGCUGUGCACACACAAAUUAAGGUGGACUGGCAACGGAGAGCACUCGCCGACUUCGGGGAAUCGUCAACACAACAUACCAUGUUCAUCUCGUAACGUCUGCCUGGAACCGUUUUCAUCCUGAGGCGGAGGGCGGAAGGCGCUCUAUCGCGAACUAAAUAUACACGGAGGCAACGGGCGUGCGGGGUGCUGGAGGGGAGGAACGAUGGCUAAGGAGUGAAGCACCCAGAUUGCACCAAGGAGCCCACCUUCGGCGCGGCCGGCACCAAGCAGAGACUCUACUGCUUCACCCACAAACUGGAAGGAUUGGUCAACAAUCACCGCAAGGAGUGUACCCAGCCAGGCUGUACCACGUGGUCAACGUAUGGCUACGAGUCAACUCGUGGACGCAAGGUAGCGGAGUACUACGAAAGGCAGCGAAGCACGCCGAAGACGGAAUGGUCGACCUUUCGCACAGAAGAUGCGGCUACUCGGAUUGCUUCGGGCCCCCUCGAUUCGGAACGGUUGGAACGAAAAAGGCUGAGUUGUGUCCCACCUAUGAGGGGUAGGGAAUGGUGGACAUGAAAAAGGGGGCCUGUGUACAUCCUGGCUGCUCCGCAAGAGCAAAGUUCGCCGAGGCAGGUUCCCACAAGGCGGAGCAUUGCAGGCAGCACGCUCGGAAGGGAGUUGACGUCUUCAGCAAGGGAUGCUCCCACCCGGGAUGCACAAGAAUUCCAUCAUACGGUGCGGUGGGGACCAAGAUUCCAUUGUUCUGUGGACCGCAUGCCACAGAUGGGACGGUGACGGUCAGAGGGCUGAGGUGCAGUCAUCCAUUGUGCGAUGAGUGACCAUCUUUCGAAAGGGCGGUGAGUUCUGCAAACGCCAUACUAAACAGGGAAUGGUCCACAUUCAUCGGGAGAAAUGCAGCUUGCCGGGCUGCACUCUCCUGCCGAUUUUCGGCGUUCGUGGCACCUCGAAGGCGGAGGUCUGCGCCCGGCACGCAAGCGACAAACCCUGGAUGGUUCGAAUUGUUCGCAAGUUUGGCUCUCGCAAUGGUGGGUCCAUGCUGGAAGCCACGGGAGCCGGAGAAGGUGUCAAGAGGGAACUCUGCGACGGGGAUGCUGUCCCGGAGGCAGGGAUGGACGAGCACGAUGUUGCGAAGAGAGGGCGAGAGAUGGCAUUGCUCAUUCUGAACGACGGUGGUUCAGCGCCAGGCACAUCAGCUUUGGUUUCACCUUUCAUGGGCUGCAGAAAGAGACGAAAAAUGAUGGACGCUGCAACGACGGGAGCAACGACAGGAAAAUGGUGACAGGUGUGGAACGGCAACAGAAACAUUAAACCGAAACGCGCGGCAGCAGCAACAAGACCAACGGCAGCAGCAGCAGCAGCAGCAGCAGCAGCAGCAGCAGCAGCAGCAAACCAUGUGAGGGUGAGGGUUCAACACUCACGCCGUGUGCUGGAAGGGCGUGGGAAAUCUGCCGAUGGCCUCUGUUUGGUCGUUGCGUCGAUGUCCCCGACGUCAGGACUUUUGCUGUUUUCGGGCGAGGUGGUGUCCUCCGCCCGUUUCCCUGCGGCGGGAUCGCCGGAAUCGUCGUGCUACUGUGGCCUCUGAGCCUCGUGCGCUGCUGAUAAGUCUGUGGAUACCAGUCUGCCAAGGAAAUCCGCCUUGUUCUUGAGACAAGGAACGAAUAGAAAUGGGCGGGGCGGUUAGGUGCAACGUUGUCGCCGCCGUGCCUGGCUGUUGCUGGAACGAAGUCGGAGUUCCAAGUGUUAAUUUGAAGCAUAUGCCUGAAAGAAUGAAGAGGACGCUGGCUGAACUGUUGUCAAAAAGGCUUUUCGCGCGUGCGCCUGUGGCGCAACAUAUAAG
Molecule: messenger RNA, 1932 nt
Organism: Ectocarpus sp. CCAP 1310/34
Lineage: Eukaryota; Phaeophyceae; Ectocarpales; Ectocarpaceae
Source: the annotation of a GenBank genome assembly